UUAUUGGCGAAGCUAAGCUCUAAACUUUCAUGAAGCUUCGACCCCUCUUGAUUUAACCCAUAAAUGCGUCUUAAUCUUAAUCUUAAUCCUAAUCUAGAGAGAGAGUGAAGAGAGAGAGAGAGAGUUUAUAGAAGAGUUUUGACUCUCAAAGGCCUAAGCGAAUUGAAAGUUUUGUGUUGUUUGCAAGUGGGAAAAAGAGAUGGAAGACGAAGUGGGAGUGCAGAGCAAAGAAGAGCUUCAAAACCCAGUUGAAGGAGGAGCUAAAGAUGAAGUUUCUGCUCAUCUUCCAGCUCCACCUUCUUGGAAGAAACUGUUAUCACCCAAGAAGGGAGGUACACCAAGAAAGAACGAAGUCAUAUUCAUAGCACCGACUGGCGAGGAGAUCAGUAAUCGAAAACAGCUCGAGCAGUACUUGAAAUCACACCCUGUAGAUGUUGCAUUAUCGGAUUUUGAUUGGAGUACUGGUGAGACGCCUCGGAGAUCUGCUAGGAUUAGUGAGAAGGCUAAGACAACGCCUCCCCCACAGGAAGAUCCCCCAAGGAAACGAGCUAGAAAGUCUCCCGGCUCGAAAAAGAAGGAAGCUAAGAACUCUGAGGGUGUAAAGGAAACUGAUGUUAAAGAUGUCGAAAUGUCCGAGAAGGAGCACGCUGAAAUCAAGAAAGAAAAGGAUAAAGAGCCUAAAAUGGUUGAUGAAACAAAAGAAAAAGAAACUGAAAAUGCCAAGGAUGAAGAGCCUGAAAAAGACAUUGAAACUGCCAAGGAUGAACAGGCCAAGAAGGAAGACGAAACAAAAGACAAGGAAAUUGAAACGGCCAAGGAUGAACAGGCCGAGAACGUUGUCGAAACAAAAGACGAACCCGGCAUUGAGAAUGUGCCCGGUAACACGACGAUAACCAAAAACGGUCAGUUAGAUGCUGAAGAUGGCAAAGAAGUAGAAGAUCAAAGUCAUGGUAAUGUUCAAAAUCAAGAGGUAGCCACAGCUGUUGAAAGUGUGGCAUUGGUGGGUGGACAAGAUAAAGGGGAAAACAGACCACAAACUGAAGCUGAGAAAGCUAAUGAAUCAUGCUGUAUGAAACAGGAAAAGGCAGAUGCUAGUAACAUCAAGGAAAAUGGUGUUGCAGGAACUCCAGCAUCCGAGGGAACGAUCACGGAAAACGACGAUGCACAAAAGCACGACAUCCAGGCAAAGGACAGAGUAAACAAAAAGGAGAGCGAGGUGAUCGAAACCGCGAUGAGAUCCCACAUCGGUUGGAGAGGAGAACGAAGCAUUCUUUAUAAGGAUGUAGAAACCUCUCCCUAGUACACGUGUUUUAAAAACCUUGAAGGGAAGCCCGAGAGGGAAAGCCCAAAGAGGACAAUAUCGGCUAGCGGUGGGCUUGGACUGUUAAAGCCUAAUAUUUGCUUGGACACCGGGAUGGCUGCUGCUGACUUGGUAUUAUUAGCUAGUCAAUUCUCUGAAUGGUCCCUGGCUUAAUGGGACACAGUCAGCUUUAUAUCGUACACUUGUAAUGUAAACGGUAUUAAUGUGUAGAUAUGAACAUAAUCAUAGUGACAUAAUGAUGAUGGACUUUUGGUACAAAAUCGUGGAAAAAUGGAAGGACGACAUCUUUAUACUAUGAAA
Messenger RNA from Cucurbita moschata (crookneck pumpkin), 1621 nucleotides. Its product is annotated as methyl-CpG-binding domain-containing protein 11-like. The transcript has 3 exons. Gene Ontology annotation, molecular function: DNA binding. NCBI's taxonomy places the organism in Eukaryota, Viridiplantae, Streptophyta, Magnoliopsida, Cucurbitales, Cucurbitaceae. The coding region runs from base 200 to 1300 and encodes 366 amino acids. The record is from RefSeq and is a predicted model, not a curated record.